Molecule: messenger RNA, 3525 nt
Organism: Ziziphus jujuba (common jujube)
Lineage: Eukaryota; Viridiplantae; Streptophyta; Magnoliopsida; Rosales; Rhamnaceae
Product: MDIS1-interacting receptor like kinase 2-like
Exons: 3
Coding region: 5-2860 (951 amino acids)
Biological process (GO): protein phosphorylation
Molecular function (GO): ATP binding; protein binding; protein tyrosine kinase activity
Source: RefSeq, a predicted model, not a curated record
GACCAUGAACCUUGUGCUUUUAAGCUUCUUUAAGGUCAUUCUACUUUUUGGUUGUUCCUUUAAUAAUUCUCAGCAGGAACCAAGUAGAGAAGCUGAUGCACUUCUCAAAUGGAAGGGCAGCCUUGAUAUUAAUCCAACUACACAUCCUCUUCUCUCGUCUUGGACUCACAAUCAUCUCAAUAAUACCUCCUGCUGCCACUGGUUUGGUAUCAUUUGUAAUAAGUUUGGAUUUGUCAUCAAGAUUAAUCUCACAGAUAGUAAUCUUAAAGGUACGCUUCAAAAUUUCAACUUCUCAUCAUUUCCAAGCUUACUUGCCUUUGACCUAUAUAACAACUCCCUUUAUGGAAGUAUCCCCUCCCAUAUUUCCACACUUUCCAGACUCACCUACCUUGACAUCUCUAGAAAUCAUAUUUCUGGAAACAUCCCAUCACAAAUAUGCUUUUUGACAAGUUUGCGUAUCCUUUAUUUGGAAAGGAAUUAUUUAAACGGCACUAUACCGCCUGAAAUUGGCAUGCUGAUAUCUCUUGAGGUGUUUUAUGCUUAUGGUAACAAUCUUUCAGGAUCAAUUCCUAUUUCUAUUGGAAAUCUGAGCAACUUAACCGAGCUAAGUCUUCAUGGAAACAAAAUAAUUGGAUCCAUCCCUCAUGAGAUUGGAAAGCUUAAAUUGCUCCGUGAACUUCAUCUGUAUGAAAAUGAUCUCACUGGAUCAGUUCCUGCAUCCAUUGGGAAUCUUAGCUCCCUCACCUUCAUCACUUUGUUCACUAACAUAAUUACAGGAGUCAUUCCUUCACAUAUAUUCAACAACCUUACAAAUCUAGAAGAUUUCGAAGUAGGAGACAACUUCUUGUCUGGUUAUCUUCCAGAAAAUAUUUGUCUCAGUGGGAAGCUAACAUGGUUUACAGCGUAUGGUAACUACUUCAAAGGUUCCAUUCCACAAAGCAUGAGAAAUUGCACUUCUUUAUUCCGUGUUGACCUUCAAGGGAAUGAACUGACAGGAAAUAUAUCAGAACAGUUUGGAGUAUACCCAAACCUGGAAUAUAUGGACUUAAGCAGCAACAAUUUUUUUGGUAAACUUGCUGGAAAUUGGGGAGAGUGUCCAAAACUCAAUGUGCUAACAAUCUAUGACAAUAUGGUUUCUGGCAUGCUACCUCCAGAACUCGGGAAAGCUACUCAGUUGCACAUACUUGACCUCUCCAACAAUCUUCUUGUAGGGAAAAUUCCUAAGGAAUUGGGACGUUUAAAAUCAUUGUACAAUCUCUUUCUCAACAACAAUAAACUUUCCGGAAAAGUUCCAGCAGAAAUUGGAAUGUUAUUUAACCUUGAAUCGCUUGACCUUACAGCAAACCGAUUGAGUGGACCAAUUCCCGUACAUUUGGAACAAUGUUCAAAACUAAGGGAACUGUAUUUAGGAGACAACAUAUUCAGUGGGAUUAUUCCUUUUCAGAUUGCAAAGGUUCGCUCUCUUCGAAAUGUUGAUUUAAGUCAGAAUAUGCUUAUAGGAGAGUUGCCUCCAGAGCUUGGAAAUUUGAUUCUCUUAGAAACACUCAACCUCUCCCAUAACAAGCUCUCUGGCGCAUUGCCAUCUACGUUUCAACAACUAAUAAGUUUGACAUCUGUUGAUGUAUCAUACAAUGAGUUGAAAGGUCCUCUCCCCAACAUCAAGGCCUUCAUUGAGGCCCCAAUUGAAGCACUGGAACAUAAUAAAGGGUUGUGUGGAAAAAACACAAAUUUGAAGCCUUGCCACACAUCUAAAGAGAAUAGGAGUAAAAUUUUAGUCAUGGUGUCUAUAUCUUGUACUCUUGUUCCGCUAUUGAUCAUUGUUGGAGUGCUUCUUAUUUACAAAAAAAGGGAAAGGAACACACAUGAGCAAGGGCUAAUACAAAUGACUGUAACUUUCUUUGAACCAUGCGGUCACGACGGGAAGAGAGUUCAUGAAGAAAUAGUUGAAGCCACAGAAAACUUUGACUCCAAAUAUUGUAUUGGAGUUGGCGGAUAUGGAAGUGUCUACAAAACACUGUUGUCAACUGGUCAACUUGUUGCUGUAAAAAAAUUCCAUGAGAAUGGAGGAGUAGCUAGUAAGGAAGCUUUUGAAAGUGAGAUUAGUCUGUUGACAAGAGCACGCCACCGAAAUAUUGUUAAGCUUUAUGGAUUUUGUUCACAUACAAGACACUCGUAUUUGGUUUAUGAGUACUUGGAAGGGGGAAGCUUAGCGAAGAUAUUGAUAGAUAAUGUCGAAGCAGUGGAGUUGGAGUGGAGCAAGAGAUUAAAUGUUGUGAAAGGUUUAGCAAAUGCCAUAUCCUAUAUGCACUAUGAAUGUUGUCCUGCUAUAAUUCAUAGAGACAUAGCAAGUAAGAAUGUUCUUUUGGAUGAUGAAUAUGAAGCUCAUAUUUCUGACUUUGGUUCUGCAAUAAGUUUAGAUCCAAACAUAUCAAAUUGGACUCCAUUUGCAGGAACCUUUGGAUACUCUGCCCCAGAGCUUGCUUACACAAUGGAAGUAAAUGAAAAGUGCGAUGUGUACAGCUUUGGGGUUGUAGUAUUGGAGCUGAUCAUGGGAAAACAUCCAGGAGAUCUUAUCUUGUCUCUGUCAGCAUCAACAUCGUCAUCAUCAACACCAGCUGUUCAUCAAAUUCUGCUAAAGGAUUUAUUGGAUCAACGUCUGUCUCCUCCAAAAAGGCAAGUAGCAGAGAAAGUUGUCUCCAUUGUGAACAUAGCAUUUGCAUGUCUGCAACCAAGUCCACAAUCUCGGCCAACUAUGAAGCAAGUAGCUGAUAAGCUAUCAACUUCCUUACCAUCGUUAUCUGAGCCUCUUCAUGCUAUUACAUUGAGGCAGCUGCUUGAUCCCCCGACUUGGAUAUACUGAAUGGUUGCAAUCCAUCCUUGUUUCAUAUUGUGUGUUUGAAAGCAUCCAAGGGAUCUGAUCUCGUCUCUAUCAGCAUCAUCAUUAUCAUCACCACCAGUUGUUCAUUGAAUCACAGCCUCUCACAUUCAAAUUAUCAAAUGCUAGCAUUGGGUUUUAUGCAUACAAGUCCAUGGUCUCAGCCAACUUUGGUACCAUCCAAGUUAGUGCCGCUCUGUAUAAUUUUGUAAUGUUUGAAAUUAGUUGCAGUGUUUCCUUUUUUACAUAUUAUCUAUGUGUUUGUGUUAAUUUGGGAUCUUUUUCUCUGUUGCAACAUGUCUCAGUGCGUCAACAAAUAGUUCAAUGGAGUAACUACAUUACAAGUAUGUUUACUUCCUAGUGAAUUUGUUUGUAUAUGCUCUAUGCUUAAUCCAAAUCCCUCAGUUUUCUUUCACUCUGUCAUUGAACAUAUAUCUUGUUUCUAUUUCACUUUUACACGUUUCAGACCUGGGUUCUUAAAUUAAUUAUCAAGAUCUUUACGAGUAGAACGGUUAAUUUCCUAAAACGCAUUUUCAGUUGGGGGUAUGCGAAUUUUCAACCAAAGGACAGGUAGACAGUAAAGGCAGAGCUCAAGAAUAUUUUAGCAUAAGUGCUUAGAAUUGUCUGAUAUUGAACAAAAUAGAUAUUAC